GUCCUUCGUUUUUUUUCUGGGUUCUUUUGCGUUUGCAAAGUUUUCUCAGCAUGUGAAUGGUAAUCUGUCAGAUAUAUCUUGCCAACAUUUUUUCAUUUAGAUUCAGGAUUUGACUGACCUCUGCCAUUUUUCACGAGCCAGUUUUGUAUACUCCGACUGAAAGCGGCAUGCCUUGUCUGCAGGUGAAAAAGAAACAGCAGACUGUUCCUGUCGAGGAUACAAGCCAGAAACUCCGUUUGGAGCUUCUCAAAACGUGGACAACAGUCGAGAGGCUCGAGAAGGCUCACACAGCUGCCAAGUCGAAGCUGGAGCGGCUGUCCAGCAGGUACGAGGAUGGCAGAUCCUUAUGGGAGUCUCAAGUCCAGGACAAGAUCACGUCUUCGCUGCAGGCGAUGAGGCACAAGCUCAAGGAGGAGAAGAACGCAAACAAGAGCCUCGAGCUUGCCAACCAGAAGCUGGAGGCCGAGCUUCUGGAGAUCCGCAAGGCCAUAGCGCAGGCAAAGAAGGACAUCGUCGCCGAGAGAAACUCCAAGCGGAUGAUAGAAGACGUGUGUGACGAGCUAGCGAAGGAGGUGGGGGACGACAAGGCCUUGGCUAUAGAGCUUAGAAGGCAGGCAUCGGCAGCUAGGCGAGAAGCCGAGGAGACGAGGAAGGCCUUGCAAAUGGGAGAGGUUUGGAAGGAGGAGAAGGUCCAAGGGAGGCUGGCAGAGGCGAGGUUUGGGAUAGAACACAGGAACUCGGAACUCGAUGGCGCCAUCGCUAGAGUGGAAGGAUUUCUAGACAACAGGAAGAAGCUGGUGGAGAAGGCUAUGGAUUCUUCCUCCACGGUGGUGGCCGAGAACAGCUCAACUGGAUCUAGUCCUCGAAGUUCCAGCCAAAGUUUCGAUAAGAGGAUCUACAAAGAACAGACGCGAUUGCUCCUGAAUGGCAGUGGAUUCCACAUGAGGAACAAGGCGUACGGUAGUGGUGGUGUUAAGAAUGGAGUGAGAACACCAGCGAUUCCAAAGAUCUGGCCAACGUCAAAGUCUCCAAAUUUUGAUUGAAACAUACCUAUAUGGUUGUAACCAUUGGUUGUCAUCACAUUAUUUAAAAGCAAUCACAAAAAUUCAUUGGUUGUCGUAAAA
Selaginella moellendorffii is the source of this 1124-nucleotide messenger RNA. Its product is annotated as translation initiation factor IF-2. Bases 168 to 1043 code for a protein of 291 amino acids. Lineage: Eukaryota; Viridiplantae; Streptophyta; Lycopodiopsida; Selaginellales; Selaginellaceae. The record is from RefSeq and is a predicted model, not a curated record. The transcript has a single exon.